This is a messenger RNA of Poecilia reticulata (guppy), 1187 nucleotides long. Lineage: Eukaryota; Metazoa; Chordata; Actinopteri; Cyprinodontiformes; Poeciliidae. The record is from RefSeq and is a predicted model, not a curated record.
GAUGGACUUUAUGAAAGAUGAAUAAACUCUUCAGAAAACAACUUCUGCAAUUUCUGGCCUCUUUCCUGUGGAUUUCAGGUUUUGCUGGUGGGAGUGAUGUCACCCAGCCCGCCGUUUUAUGGAAGAACAAGAGUGACGACGCGACAAUCGACUGCAGCCACAAAAAGGGCGAGUUGUACUUCCAGAUGUACUGGUUCAGGCAGCUGCCGGGGAAAACGAUGGAGCUCGUCGUCUUCACCACRGCGGGCAGCAGCAAGCACGACUUCGGGAGCUUCAGCCAGGAGAAAUUUUCAGCCACCAAAGCGAAGGCUGAGAGCGGAGCGCUGACGGUGAAGAGCCUGGAGCCGGCAGAUGAAGGCCUGUACUUCUGCGCCGUGAGUUCAGCACACACUUAUCCUGCUUAUUUUGGAGAGGGAACCAAACUCACAGUUCUUGCUGCUGGGGCAACGGUCACUCAACCAAAAACAGUGAGAAUCCUUCCACCUUCACCCCAUGAGUGCAGAGACCAGAAGAAGAAGAAAGGGGAGAGGAGGAAGACCCUGGUGUGUGUGGCGUCUGAUUUCUACCCGGAUCAUGUCACCGUGUUCUGGCAGCUCAAUGGCCACAACAUCAUUGAUGGUGUGGCGACUGACGCCGCCGCCAAGGAGGAAGAUGGAAAUCCAAAACUGUACUCCAUCACCAGCAGGCUGAGGCUGCAGGCCAAGACCUGGUUCAAUCCUGACAAURAAUUCAGUUGUCACGUCACAUUCUAUAAUGGACAUAACUACACAAACUAUCCAGCACAUAUUAACUCAAAUGAAACGGACAGAGGAAUGACACGAGAAAAAUACCUGAAAAUUACCCAGCAUGCCAAACUGUCCUACAGCGCCCUGAUCCUGAAGAGCUGCCUCUACGCCGCCUUGRUCUGCUUUCUGGUCUGGAAGCUUCAGCGUUCACCAAAAAAACGGCACGAGUGAGAGACGAGGGAGGCGAACCUUCAGGAGAAACUUUUUYCCAUUGUUAUUUUUAGCUUCUGUAAAUAAAAUGUGUGAAAAUGGCAGGUGGARACGCGUUUCUGACCUGAACAUCCUGAUUGUUAAAAACAUGCAGGUUUUCUUGGUGACAUCRAAAAGCUCUCUGUGUUUUUGUUCAGCUUUUUCCAUGUAAUCUUUUCAUGUAUUUUCUCAAUAAAGACACGCAAGCAAWUC